AUAUCUCCUGGACAAGCACUCUUCAGUCCACAGGCCAUCCCAGAGCGCUGAGAGAGGAGAGACUCGUCAACCAUGGCGGCGAAAUCCAGGAUGCUGUUGCUACUCUUGGCUCAUUUGGUCUCAUCGGCUCUGCUUAUCGAUGUCACACAGAUCAUAGUUAACCCCAAACACGGCAGCGUGGUCGGCGUGUUCCAGGCAUCUCUGUCCGGUGACUAUGCCUUCAACGCAUCUGUCGCGAGAGAUGUGUGUGAGCAGCUGGGUGUGGGCAUGGCAAACAAGGCGCAGUUGAACAAAGCACUCGCACUCGGCUUUGAGACCUGCAGGUUCGGCUGGACCGAUGAACAAGUCGCUGUAAUUCCCAGAAUUCUUCCAAAAGACACCUGUGGUAAAGGCAGAGUUGGGCUUAUUACCUGGCGCACACUUCCCAGCUAUAAGUUUGAUGUCUACUGUUUCAAUUCAACAGAUUAUGAAGCUCACAUGAACACGGAGCACGAGUAUCCGAGCACCGCAGUCAUUCCUACAGCUCGCACGUCUGGAGCUCGCACGUCUGGAGCUCAUCCGAAACUGGCAAAACCGACUCGUUCAGCAUCUCGGGAUGAUCCACAGUCCACUUCCUCCAGUCUUCCCCACUACACGCCUGAGAAGGACACACCUGAAUCGCAAGCCUUUAGCAACACAAGCCCUAACACUGCAGUUGGCCUGAUCGCUUUGCUCACGACACUCUUCGCUUUCCUGCUGCUCGCCGUGGCUGCUGUCUGUUACUUCAAAAAGAACAGAGUGGGCCGCUGGAAGAAAAGUCAGGAGAAGGAGACCAUAGAGACUGAAGUUUGUGGGAAAACUAGAAAGGAGUCUGAGUCAGAGGUGCAAAACGAUGUCAGCGUGACCAUCAAGCUAGAGAACGAGAAGAUAUCUUAACCGGCCAGACCGUCGACCUCUGACCUCCACCUCGCCUGGAAUCGCAUCGUGUAACUGUAUUUAUUUAUUUGUUUAACCGAAUAAACAUUUUCCAUCUUCUCCUCUCCUUUGA
Molecule: messenger RNA, 1027 nt
Organism: Ictalurus punctatus (channel catfish)
Lineage: Eukaryota; Metazoa; Chordata; Actinopteri; Siluriformes; Ictaluridae
Gene: lyve1a
Product: lymphatic vessel endothelial hyaluronic receptor 1a
Exons: 6
Coding region: 73-915 (280 amino acids)
Biological process (GO): cell adhesion
Cellular component (GO): plasma membrane
Molecular function (GO): hyaluronic acid binding; transmembrane signaling receptor activity
Source: RefSeq, a predicted model, not a curated record